Phoenix dactylifera (date palm) is the source of this 2054-nucleotide messenger RNA. Lineage: Eukaryota; Viridiplantae; Streptophyta; Magnoliopsida; Arecales; Arecaceae. The record is from RefSeq and is a predicted model, not a curated record.
AGCCACCCCCCUUCCCCCAUCCAGGGUUGCGGGCGUGGGUUGCGACCACUGGGAAACGCGUGCUUUCUACCCCCAGCAAGCAGCUACAGAACGGAUAUAGAGAGAGAGAGAGAGAGAGAGAGGGCGAUUGGAACACUGGUUCAUUUUUUUGCUGUAGCCUUGGAGAUCUCGUCCCCCUUCUGUUUCGUUUAUAUAAGAGAGAGAGAGAGAGAGAGAGAGAGAGAGAGAGAGAGAGAGUUUAAAUUAGAGGCGAGAGAAGAAGGGGGAAAAGGAGAUGGAAUGGCCGGCGUGUUUGGAUGAGUUCCGCAGUCGGAUGAAUACUCCCAGAGUCGUUAUCGACAAUGCCGUGUGUCCCACCGCAACGCUGGUCAAGUUGGACAGCGCCCGGAAGCACGGCGUCCUCCUUGAGGCGGUCCAGGUCCUCAGUGACCUCGACCUCUCCAUCAACAAGGGCUACAUCUCCUCCGACGGCCGGUGGUUCAUGGACGUCUUCCACGUCACCGACCACCUCGGCCGCAAGCUCGCCGACGACUCCGUCAUUUCCUACAUCGAGCACUCCCUCUCCCCCUGCGCCGCUCCCCGCUCCGCCGCUACCGCCCUCGACGGCCUUACUGCCCUCGAGCUCACUGGCACCGACCGGCCCGGCCUCCUCUCCGAGGUCUUCGCCGUCCUCGCCGACCUUUGCUGCGCCGUCGUCGAGGCCAAGGUCUGGACCCACAACGGCCGGAUCGCCGCCCUCAUCUUCGUCCGGGACGAGGAUUCCGGCACCCCGAUCGACGACCCCCACCGGAUCCGCCGUGUCGAGGCCCGCCUCCGCCACGUCCUCAAGGGCGACCACGACGUCCGCGGUGCCAAGACCGCCGCCGUGCCCUCGCCGUCGCUCACUCACUCCGACCGCCGCCUCCACCAACUUAUGUUCGCCGACCGCGACUACGAGCGGGUCUCCUCCGCCGAGACCGCCUCAUCGUCAUCAUCGCAGCCGUCCGUUUCGGUCCAAAACUGGAUCGAGCGCGGGUACUCGAUCGUCAAUAUCCAGUGCGGGGAUCGCCCCAAGCUCCUCUUCGACAUCGUGUGCACCCUCACCGACAUGGACUACGUCGUGUUCCACGGCACCAUUGACACCAAUGCCGAUCGAGCACAUCAGGAAUUUUACAUCAGGCAUCUAGAUGGGAGCCCAAUCAGUUCGGAAGCAGAGCGGCAGCGUGUGAUCCAAUGCUUGCAAGCUGCCAUCGAGCGCAGAGCAUCCGAGUUGAUUCCUCUCGUGGGUGAAUCUCAGGGAUUGAGAUUGGAGCUGCACACAGUGGACCGGCGAGGCCUUCUCGCGGACGUGACCCGGACAUUCCGGGAGAACGGCCUCUCGGUGACGAGGGCCGACGUCUCGACCAAAGGCCAAAUGGCGACGAACGUGUUCUACGUCACCGACGCCGCCGGCCACCCGGCCGAUCCCAAGAUGAUCGACUCAGUGAUCGAGAGGAUCGGUGUCGAGAGCCUCAAGGUGAACGACGACCGGCCGCGGCCGAUCUGCAAGACGAGCCCGGCCGGCCGCCACGAGGCGGCAGCUGGCGGUGGUGCUGCGCUGCUCUACCUGGGAAGCUUAGUGAAGAGGAACCUCUACAACCUGGGUCUCAUCAGAUCCUGUUCUUAGGAACAAGAAGACUAUAAGUUAGGUUUGUCUGGUUUGGCUUUAGUUUCUACAUAAGAAAAAAAGAAAUAUCUGAUGGUUGUUGCACGGAGGAGAUCAAAUCAGGAUCCACUGGGGAUGGUGAGAAUUUGGGGACCCACACACCAUACAUUGUUGUAAAAGAGAGAGAGAGAGAGUGUGAAGAAACUUCUAAAAGGCUGCAAGAUGUAUACAGAAAAACAGAGGAGGCUCGGUUGGGUGAUUGGAAGCUGGCUUGGCUCGUGAGAUUGGUAGGUGGUGAUGGUGGAAUUGAUGGUGUCCGGAUGGCCGACAGUGGGUCUAAAUUUGUUCCUCUGCUACACUUACGUACACAGACUUUGUAUGUACAUAACGAAUUAGUACUAGAAACGUUUGACUGGGUACAUUUGCUUGC